This is a messenger RNA of Colletotrichum abscissum, 1680 nucleotides long. RefSeq lists its product as uncharacterized. Bases 1 to 1680 code for a protein of 559 amino acids. Gene Ontology annotation, cellular component: chromatin; PcG protein complex; transcription regulator complex. The transcript is spliced from 3 exons. The record is from RefSeq and is a predicted model, not a curated record. Gene Ontology annotation, biological process: regulation of transcription by RNA polymerase II. Gene Ontology annotation, molecular function: RNA polymerase II cis-regulatory region sequence-specific DNA binding; DNA-binding transcription factor activity, RNA polymerase II-specific. NCBI's taxonomy places the organism in Eukaryota, Fungi, Ascomycota, Sordariomycetes, Glomerellales, Glomerellaceae.
AUGCCACAGCCCAACUCAGGCUACCCCCGCCCUGGAGAACUCUACACAACCCUGCCUGUGGACGCUGCUCAAACGCUCCCACCCGUGGCGAUGUGCUGCCCCCAAAAAACUCGCCGUCACGCACCUCCAAUAUUCAGAGUCUUCGCCCCUGGGAAGAUUAUCACGCUAACAACCUUCUCUCUAGACAGCGCAGUCUUUAUAAACUCAAAGUCACCUUCGCCUGACGCGGAGAGUCGUCCGAAAACAUAUCUCAAGCUGGCUAUCCACGCAGGGAUCCCGACUAUUGCUAGCGAUUUUCUUCGCCGUAAUAUGAGGUCGCCUAUUCCAGGCGAGGUAAUGGACAUUGGCAACUUGAUGAAUCAAAGAGGUGCCGCCGCUAUGCAACACAUUCACAACGGAACUACUCCCGAACGUCAAAUGCAUCAACUCCCCCAACUCACCGCGAGAAACAUGCCCGAACCACCGAUGGACCGUGCCGGUUCUCCCCACGGCUCCGAAUACUCCCAACACUCCCGUCACACAAUGGAAGGCGUCCCGCGUUCCUACCCUUCACCCAGUGCCAUGGUCGGCGCUCCGAUGCAGAUGCAGAUGCCUGUCUCCCAUAUGGGACCCGGCCCUGUAAUCCUGCCCGGAAUCCCUCAGCAUGAUAUGUCUCAGGGCAUGCCUCAAUACAAGGCACCCGAGCAGCAGGCACCUCAGCAGCCCACCAAGGCUUAUCCGUGCAGCACAUGCGGCAAGGGCUUUGCUCGCCGAAGUGAUCUUGCCCGUCACGAACGCAUCCACAGCGGAAUCCGCCCUCACGUUUGCGACUUCCCCAAUUGCGGAAAGCAGUUCAUCCAGCGAUCUGCUCUCACUGUCCAUCAGCGAGUCCACACCGGAGAGAAGCCUCACAUGUGUGAGCGCUGUGGCAAGCCUUUCAGCGACAGCAGUUCUCUGGCCCGCCACCGUCGUAUCCACUCCGGCAAGCGUCCGUACAAGUGCCCGUAUGCCGAUUGUCAGAAGACGUUCACUCGCCGUACUACCCUGACCAGACAUCAAAACCACCACACUGGUACAGUAGAGGAGGCCGCUGCGGCUACCGCUGCUGCUCUGGCGGCUCGUGGAGCCACUGGCAAGCCGAACACGACUCGUUCUGAUGGAGAUGCCAUGUCCAACCGUGGAUCGCCUCUUACCACGCCUUCGCCUGGCCAGCGCACCCUUUCGAUGUCCCCCAGUGCCGACAGCAUGCACCGUGCCAACUCCGAGUUCCAGUACAUGGGCAACAGCUCACUCCCUGUUCACCUUCAGCGAGACAUGCAUGUUGGCAGCCCGGCAUCGACAUCUUCUGGAGGUUACAACACUGGUAUGCGACCUACCUCGCACCCCACCAGCUAUGGACCGCCUCCGACACUCGAGCCCAGCGUCGAGCAGCACUCUGGCCCCGGCAGUGCUGGCGGUAGCCCUCACAUGGGUUCCGUCGGAUGGCAGUCUCCAUCGCACGUGCCGUCGCCCUCCCACAGCAGCAACGGUGGUGGCUACACCUACCCCGAUCCCGAUGCCUAUCCCUCUGCGCCUUCGCUUGGUGGUCAGAUGUUUUACGGCAACCCAGCUCAGGUCCGCCGCCCUCAGAGCACUGAGCCCCCUGCUGGAGCCUAUGAUAUUAAGGGCCGUCAAGGCGAGCUGUGGGCAGGUGCUCACUAG